Messenger RNA from Orbicella faveolata, 1342 nucleotides. Its product is annotated as solute carrier organic anion transporter family member 4A1-like. The record is from RefSeq and is a predicted model, not a curated record. Gene Ontology annotation, cellular component: membrane. NCBI's taxonomy places the organism in Eukaryota, Metazoa, Cnidaria, Anthozoa, Scleractinia, Merulinidae. Gene Ontology annotation, molecular function: protein binding. Gene Ontology annotation, biological process: transmembrane transport.
AAUUCAUGGGUUUCCUUUUCUUCCCUAUAUGGGUAUGGGGCUCCGCCGGAGCUCCGCUAUUAGGAGUUAUCACGAAUAGCACACUAAGUUUGACUGACCCGGGACUUUGCGCGGCAAAUCGCACUGAUUUUGGCGGGAAAAGUGAUUGCAAAGAAGACGCCGCCACUGGAAAUACUCUUUACUACGCGCUGUUCCUUCUGGGAAUGGUUGUAACAGGCGCCGGUUGCACCCCGAUGAUCGCUUUGGGAGUUCCAUAUAUGGACGAAAACGUCAGCGCCAAGGUGUCACCUAUGUACGUUGGUAUAUUCGUAGCCUGUGGAAUUUUAGGUGCCGUUGUUGGAUUCGUAUGUGUCUCAAGCUUUCUUUCAAUGUUUGUGGAACUUGGUGUCCAGACCUCGUUGACAAUCCGCGAUACACGUUGGGUUGGAAACUGGUGGCUAGGGUUUGCCAUAUUUGGUGCGAUCUGUGUGUUUUGGAGUAUUUGGCUGUUAGGAUUCCCAAAGCACAUUCCUUCGACCAAGAAACAGUGCGAAAUAGAACUAUGUGAAUCUCUAACCACAGCAAAACUGCCCGAUGAAGAAGAAGCAGAAGAAGGAAACGAAACCGCUGGCUACGCCAAGCUCAAAGAUCUUCCCAAGGCAACAAAAGAAUUGUUUUCACACCUUCCAUUUGUCUUCAUUACAUUGGGUGUCUGCUUGGAGCACUUUUACCUCUCAGCGGCAGGUGGAUUCACACCAAAGGUUAUUGAAAAGCAGUAUUACCUGCCAGCUGGGAAAGCAGCUUUUUUGUAUGGCGUGAUAGCGUUGACUUGUGCAUUCUUUGGCAACCUGACUGGUGAGCAAAACGUACAGUAUUUGAAAAUAAUUUUCGUUGAAAGAAGGGCACGAGUGAACCAUUGGCAUGACAGUGCUAGGCUUGCAAGAUCCUACAUGCCUCUAUUUCAUGUUACUGUACUCGCCCCAUCAUUACAAGUGGGUCGAGACGCACGUUACAUUCCGGAUCAACUCUGUCCAACGAGGUCAUGCUGGUGAAGUGUCCUUAACUGGGCUAGACACGGUACAAGUUACUUGGGGCGGAUACAGGAUUUUGUAGAAGGGUGUACGUUCGAGAUUCGGACCGCCGAAGGUGGUCCCCUGUAGGUGGGAAUGGGGCAUCCCACCCCAAAUUUUUUAAAAUUGAGGCCCUCGGAAAUUGGGUUUCAGCAUUCUGAGGUUAGGUUAGCGUGUCAGAAAAUAUUGUAGUUUCAUUCCAUUAAGGAUUGAAUGCAUUUAUCAAUAUCUUUACAAGUUUUGUGAUGUUAGGUGUUUUAAUUUAGAGAGUCUGACCGAAUACCCCCGAGCCC